Messenger RNA from Alligator sinensis (Chinese alligator), 856 nucleotides. RefSeq names its product proteasome subunit beta 7 (gene PSMB7). Lineage: Eukaryota; Metazoa; Chordata; Crocodylia; Alligatoridae. The transcript is spliced from 6 exons. The record is from RefSeq and is a predicted model, not a curated record. Gene Ontology annotation, cellular component: proteasome core complex. Bases 83 to 718 code for a protein of 211 amino acids.
ACUGCUGCCUCCCGGCCCCCCUCACUGUGCUCUUCCCUAGGACGGCAUCGUGCUGGGCGCCGACACGCGGGCCACCGAGGGCAUGGUCGUGGCCGACAAGAACUGCUCCAAGAUCCACUUCAUCUCCCCCAACAUCUAUUGCUGUGGUGCCGGGACCGCUGCGGACACGGAUAUGACAACUCAGCUCAUCUCUUCCAACCUGGAGCUGCACUCGCUGUCCACGGGGCGGCUUCCUCGAGUGGCCACCGCUAACAGGAUGCUCAAGCAGAUGCUUUUCAGGUACCAAGGUUAUAUUGGGGCUGCCCUUGUUUUAGGAGGAGUGGAUAUCACUGGGCCCCACCUCUACAGCAUCUAUCCCCAUGGAUCAACUGACAAAUUGCCCUAUGUUACUAUGGGUUCUGGAUCAUUAGCGGCCAUGGCAGUAUUUGAAGAUAAAUAUAAGCCAGAUAUGGAGGAAGAGGAAGCCAAGCAGCUUGUGCGAGAUGCCAUUGCAGCUGGCAUAUACAAUGAUCUGGGCUCUGGCAGCAACAUUGAUCUCUGUGUUAUAAGCAAGAACAAGUUGGAUUUUCUCCGUCCUUAUGAUGUAGCCAACAAAAAGGGGGAAAGGUUUGGUAGAUACAAGUGCGAAAAAGGGACUACAGCUGUUCUCUCAGAAAAUGUCGCUCUCUUGGAAAUUGAAGUGGUGGAUGAAACCGUGCAAACAAUGGACACUUCCUGAGCGCUCGUAUGUGGUAUUUCUGUAACACGGUUCUAGUAUUAGGUAUGCUUUGGUUUGUAUUAGAAACCUUUCUGCAUGACAAGGAAACACAAAUCGAUAUCAAAUAAAUGAGUGCUGACCAGUUCACUCACUCCGUUU